AUGAUAUUGGUCAAAUUAUCCGGUCUGGUCCUAUUGGCCUUGGUAAACUUUACCGCGGCAAAAGAUUGCACUUUGGAUAGCUUCAAUGCAACAGUUGGAGGGCGUGCCAAGCUUUUAACCCCUUUUGCCUUGCCCUGCUUCUCCAGCUACAAUGGGGAACCGGUGGCUCGCGACGAUGCUGCCUGUGCUGCCAUUCAGGCGAACUACUCGGAUCCCUGGCUACGAACAAAUGCCCCUAAUGGGUAUAUGAACAACCAGGAUGAGAUGUGGGCGUCCGAUCCUAGGGAUCAGUGUCUCCUCGACAGCGGCAACCCCAGGGAUCCCCUAGCGUUCGUGAAUACCACUUGUCGUCAGGGCAAUCUACCCUCUCACUAUCUGGAAGUGCAGAGUAAAAAGGAUGUGAUCAAAGCUUUCAAGUUCUCCAAAUGCUCCGGCAAGAAGCUCGUCAUCAAAAACAGUGGCCAUGAUUACCUCACCCGCAGCAGUGGCCGGGAUACGCUAGCCCUUUGGACACGAAACCUUCAAUCGAUGCACUACAGGGCAGACUUUGCUCCCCACGGCUCCAAACAGGCCGAUCGCAGAUACAAAGCUAUCACCGUCGGCGCCGGAGUUAACUUCGAUGAGGCGUACGAAUUUGCACAGAGACACAACGUAACUUUAAUCGGUGGCUACUCCCCCACCGUCGGCGUAUCCGGUGGCUGGAUCCAAAACGGCGGCCAUUCCAUCUUGAGCCCCGUGUACGGUCUCGGCGUUGACCGUGUCCUCGAGUUCAAGGUCGUGACCCCUGACGGGGUCUACCGCACCGCCAACGAAUUCAAGAACCCCGACCUCUUCUGGGCCCUUCGUGGUGGCGGUGGUGGAACGUUUGGCGUAGUUCUCAAAAGCACGCAUCAAGUCGAACCUGCGAUCCGCUUUGUCGCUGCCAUCAUCAAAUUCCCCGCCAACUCCACCAACAUGCUUCCUUUCAUGGAGCUUGUCGUCAACAAUACUCUGAAAUGGGGCCAGGAAGGAUGGGGUGGCCACAUCACCGGUAAUACCCUCGUCAAUAUCUCUCCUUUCCUCUCCGUUGCGGAAGCCGAGGUCUCCCUGGCAAGCGUAAUCACCUACGCCAACGCCAACGGCGGCUCCGCCACUGUCGAAGAGUUCACUUCUUGGUACCCCUUUUACGAAAAAUACGUCAAGACCAGCUCCGUCGCUGUCGGCGUCACUCGCUUCCCUGGAAGCCGCCUGAUUCCCCGCUCCAUCUUCGAAACCGUUGAGGGCCGCAAGAACCUCAUGGAUUACUUUGCAACCAUUCAAUCACUGGGUCAGACGCCGUAUAUCCCCGUCGUCGGACCGGUGUUGUACAACUACACCGAGGGAUCGACCAGUGCGUCUCCCGCCUGGCGUGAGGCUAUCUGGGAGUUGGGAUCCGGUGCCUCCUGGCAGUGGAACGCGACCCUUCCCACCCGGAAACAGAAGAUCCAGUCCAUUCAGAACAUGACGGCCAUUAUUGAGGGCAUUACCCCUGGCAGUGGUGCGUACAGCAACGAAGCCAACCCGUUCACGACUGAUUGGGUCGAGGCGUGGUGGGGUGAUAACUACGAGCGAUUGGUGAGCAUUAAGAACAAAUAUGAUCCCAAUGGUUUGUUGAGUUGCUGGAAGUGUGUGGGCUGGAAUGACUCGCAGGUUGCUGAAUCGCCCUUUGCUGCGCUUCUUUGA
This is a messenger RNA of Penicillium digitatum Pd1, 1701 nucleotides long. Its product is annotated as putative isoamyl alcohol oxidase. Lineage: Eukaryota; Fungi; Ascomycota; Eurotiomycetes; Eurotiales; Aspergillaceae. Gene Ontology annotation, molecular function: oxidoreductase activity; FAD binding. The record is from RefSeq and is a predicted model, not a curated record.